This is a messenger RNA of Haplochromis burtoni (Burton's mouthbrooder), 4687 nucleotides long. It is a transcript of the gene grhl1, whose product is annotated as grainyhead-like transcription factor 1. The record is from RefSeq and is a predicted model, not a curated record. Bases 1672 to 3516 code for a protein of 614 amino acids. Gene Ontology annotation, cellular component: nucleus. Gene Ontology annotation, biological process: regulation of transcription by RNA polymerase II. The transcript is spliced from 16 exons. Gene Ontology annotation, molecular function: RNA polymerase II cis-regulatory region sequence-specific DNA binding; DNA-binding transcription activator activity, RNA polymerase II-specific. Lineage: Eukaryota; Metazoa; Chordata; Actinopteri; Cichliformes; Cichlidae.
GCUCUGUUACAGCGGGUUGCCAAGCGGGGAGUUGGUGUAGUCUCAUAGUUUCCCAUGGUGUUGUAACUCCGCUCGUUUCACCUGUCAUGUUCGAGCCUGUACAGGUGUACCUCCACCUGUCGUGCGAGCUGGAGGCGACUGUUGGAAUAAGAGCCGUUCCGGAGUAGAGAUGGGCGGUUGUUUGAUUUUGCCUUAAGCUUUAACUGUUAUGUGGAUAGUAGAAAUGAUGUUUGCUCAGGAAUAGGCACAAGUCUCCGGCAGCAAGGUGUCAGCCAAGGAAAACUGCCUCUGCACAGGUGUAAAAGAGUUUUAAUGGAAGAUAGAGCUUAAAAUAAUAAAAUAAUAAAAAUAAAUCAGUGUUUUUCAGAUAUAUAAAUGUUUAGUUUGAGAUAUAUUCUGUAUUCUGUGUGUGGGGGGGUUUGAGGGCAGUGACAAGGAGACAUUUGAGGGGAGUGAAAUCGUACACCUGCUAGGCGUUGGCCCCACGACUAACAUAGACAAGCGAGCACAGGGCUAUCUGAGGUUUUCAUGGAUUUUACUCUACACUGCUGUGUGUGUUUUGUUUUGUUUUUUUAAUUUAAAAUGAGGGAUUAAAGCUCUUUUCUCUAAAUGUCCAAAAAAGUAGUGUUAUUUAUUUUUUUUUACUGCUCCUGUACAUUAAAGUGACAGAAGUCUGGACUCAUGCUGCCUUACUCACUUUAUUUCUUGACAUCUCAGUGUAAUUUUUGCCUGAUCAGCAAUAAGACUCUUCAUUGUUUUAGUAAAUAAUGGCUUAUAUUGCCUUACCUUAGAUAUAUUUUUUUUUAUAGCCAACACAUAAUGGAUUAUAUCAGGUUGCGUUUAGAUAUAGGGUUACUAAUUAUCACUUUCUCUGACCACUGGGAGACAAAAAAGUUGUAUUUGUUGUAGAUACUCAACAUGGAAACUGAUCCAGUCCGUUCACACUUUAUAAUAAUUGGCUGAAGAGGGGGAUAUAUGCGGUUUCCGAAGUUUGUGGAUGAAACUUUAAUAACAAGAGCUCCAUUAAUGACUUUACUCUGACUGGGGCUUAACGCGUCUCAGCAAACAGAAGCUGUGUAAACAUUAAAAUUUACUGUAAACAGGUGACUUCAGUGCAAACGUCGCAGGCUCAUCAUCAGCCAUUUCGUACACGCAGAGGCGUUUUUGUUUUACUUUAAAUGUAAUGCACCCAGGUUCAAAUAGCUUAAGCUUGCACACUGUGCACAGCAUACCAAGGCGAUGUUGAAUUUUGAAGAGGAAGAGAAGGAGCGCGAGGCAGGCGGCUACUGAGCGUUAAAAUCUCGUGAUUAUUUGUCACAAACAAGUUCGUUUGCAAGCACAGCGCAGGAAUGCAGCCGGGUCAGAUGCGUCACAUGCGGGCGGCUUCUCAACCAAUGAGUGAUCCCCGAACUAGAGUCGUUACACUGGACGAUCCUGUAGAGCAUCUUUUUCUCGAUACACCUUCUGCCUCUGUGGUUCAGCGGCAGAGAUUUGUUGCACAAUCCUCGAAAAGCCUGACCAACUGGUCCUGCAGAUGAAAAAAAAAACAUCUACAUGGGUGAUCUCUCGCUCUUAUAACCUGUUUGUCUGUUUUGAGCGACACUGAGAUUUCAGGUCCCGGUCUGGAGAGCUUAUGUGGAGUCAGUGUGGAAAAUAAGUCCAUAACAGGAGAUGAAUCCCUUCUACAGUAAACGUGCGGUCCUGGUUCUCCAGAACGAGCCGGGUUAUGGCGGCCAGCGUCGCUCUUUCACCACAGAGGAUGAAGCCUGGAAAUCUUUUCUGGAGAACCCGCUGACAGCUGCCACCAAGGCGAUGAUGAGCAUAAAUGGAGACGAGGAUAGUGCCGCAGCUCUGGGUCUGCUCUACGACUACUAUAAGGUGCCCAGGGAAAAGAGAACAAUACACCAGCCCAAGACAGACACACUGGUCUCUGAUGUGGAUCCCAACAAAAGGCACCAGAUCCAGGCCGGACACUCCAUAGUCCAACUCCAGGAAGCCAGUAUGGAAAACAGGAUCCCGGUGCUCAAGCCUCCCUUCAAUAUUCUUCAGCUGGGCCCAGACAAGAGAGCCCACUUUUCUUCACCAGAUACUACUGUCACAGUUUCCAUUGCCACCGUGCCAAACCAGACUAUCAAGACAGAGGUGCCCACUCACGGCUUCUCGGUGACUGUGCCAAACAACUGCAGCGAAACGGAGAGCCACGUGGGCGUCUUUGACCGCCAGCUCACCCACAACGCGGUCCAUUUCAGCCCUGGCACCCAGGCUCGUACGCCCCCUGACUCCACCUUUCCCGAGAGCUUUAAGGAUGGUUCCCAGGAAGUGUUUUCCCUCCCAGGAGAUCUCCAGUUUCGGAUGACCUCCAUGACGCCCGAGGACUACACUCAGUUUGACACCGUGCCGGGGAAUAAUUUUGAGUACACUCUCGAGGCAUCCAAAUCUCUGCGUCAGAAGACAGGUGACGGGACAAUGACGUACCUCAACAAGGGCCAGUUUUACCCCAUCACCCUCAGGGAGAUUGACAACAAAGGCCUGCAGCAACCCAUCACCAAAGUCAGGAGCGUGGUGAUGGUUGUGUUUGGAGAGGAGAAGUGCAGAGACGACCAGCUAAAACACUGGAAGUACUGGCACUCCAGACAGCACACGGCUAAACAGAGGUGCCUCGACAUCGCUGACUACAAGGAGAGCUUCAACACCAUCGGCAACAUUGAGGAGAUUUCAUAUAACGCCAUUUCCUUCACCUGGGACACAAACGAGGAGGCCAAAAUCUUCAUCUCCGUCAACUGUCUGAGCACAGACUUCUCCUCUCAGAAAGGGGUGAAGGGUCUUCCCCUGAAUCUGCAGAUCGACACUUACAGUUACAACAACCGCAGCAACAAGCCCAUCCACCGUGCCUACUGCCAGAUCAAAGUCUUCUGUGACAAAGGCGCCGAGAGGAAGAUCCGAGAUGAGGAGAGGAAACAGUCCCGCAGGAAAGGGAAAGUUGUCGACCUAAACUCUGGGCUGGCUUUUGCAGACAUGAAAGUACCAAUGCUCCAGAAACGUAACGAUGUCACCAUCUUUAAGAUGAUGACUGAUCUCGAGACCCAGCCUGUCCUCUUCAUUCCCGACAUUCACUUCUCCACCUUCCAACGUCAUCCCUUCUCCACAGAUGAUGGAGAAGACAGCUCGGGCAUGAAGAGAUUACCCUUCAGUGACGAUGAGUUCGGUUCACCCCAAAACAAGCUGCCGAGAGUGGAGGAAGCAAAGAAAGUCCUGCUGUACGUACGCAAGGAAACAGACGAGGUGUUUGAUGCCCUCAUGCUGAAGAAUCCCACGCUGAAAGGCCUGGUGGAAGCUAUUUCGGAGAAGUAUGAACUGCCUUAUGAUAAGGUUGGAAAGGUCUACAAGAAGUGCAAGAAAGGCAUUCUAGUCCACAUGGAUGACAACAUCAUCAAACACUACUCCAACGAAGACACCUUCCAGAUCUCCAUGGAGGAGUUGGGCGGCUUGUACAAACUCACCCUCACUGAAAUCUGAUUGGAGAUGUGAUAGAUUACCCUGAAAAGAGGGGCUGAGGACAAAUGGAGCCGUCAAGUUUACACUUCUGGUUAUGCAGUGAUUAUGGACCUGUCAUUCAUGUUGUCUGCGUGUUGUAUUAGCGUUCAACAGAUGUUUUUUUGUUUGUUUGUUUCCUUUUUUUAAAAGCCAUAGCUCUUAACGGAUACUGGUUAGAGAUGUAAGUUAUACAUUUUGAUCAUUAUAAAGCUGUUUGUUUGUGCAUAAGAAUUAACAAGUGAGGACAUAUUUGACACUGACAUGACACUUUUGCAUUUAGUGAGAAUAUGAGCUGAGCCUCAAAUGUCAGUGCCUGCUUUUGUAUAUUUUGCUCAGGCUUGCAGAGCAGUUGAAGUGCUGCUAUACCUCAUGCUAUACAAAGCAGCAGAGUUCAUUCAUUCAUCAGAAGAAAGAGAUUAUCUUUCCCAUUCUAAAGCCACAGCGCUGAUGAUCUGCAAAGUUUAGCACCCAGAAAUUCGUAGUAAAAUGCCCUUGAAUUGUUGAUGAAGCUCCAGAGGUUCAGUGUAUUAAUACUAAACAAAACGUGGCAGUAUUUAGUGUGUAAAACCAUCAUAUAAUUUGGUAGAAUAUUGUAAAUGUAUUUUUUUUUUUAGCCUAGAAGAUUUUUUUUAGGUGCCAUUAAAAAAAUGCUUUUUCUCAUAUCAAUUUAAAUAAUGGUCUCCUCUGUAAGUAUUAAAUGGUCACUAAAUAUGUUGAUAAUAUUGCGAAAACAGAACUACCCUUUUCCUCUAGAGUAGAUUCACAAAUGCUGUAAAAAUAGGUCAAUUAAUAUCUAGCACAGUCUGUAAUGGCUGUCCUGGAAGUGCAAUAUGAUGAUUCAGAAAACAAAUCUCAUCAAUUGCCAUAACAUACACUAUAGAAAUCAUGUUGUUGUUUUUUAUUUGUACAUAGCAAAAAGAAAAAAUGGAUCUAAAUGAUCUCUCUUUUGUAUCUCAGUACUUAUUGUGUAUAUAUUUAUUAAGAGAAUGGAUGUGGGUCAUUGUUUUUUAACCAUAUAUAGAUUUCUAUUUCAUCAUAAUAUAAUGUUGUUGUUUUUUUCUUUUUAUAUGAAGUUAUUCAAAAAUUACACGUUCAGGGACACAAAGUUAACAUCUUUUUGUUGUUUUUGUUCCCUAAUAAAAGCUCUGCUGUA